Messenger RNA from Vicia villosa (hairy vetch), 860 nucleotides. RefSeq lists its product as uncharacterized. Lineage: Eukaryota; Viridiplantae; Streptophyta; Magnoliopsida; Fabales; Fabaceae. The record is from RefSeq and is a predicted model, not a curated record. Bases 97 to 681 code for a protein of 194 amino acids. The transcript is spliced from 2 exons.
UUUCAUUAAAUCUCUAACCUCCAAAUCAAUUUCUUCUUCUUCUUUCUCACAUAGAGGUGUCUAUUGACUAAUCUUAAUUGGUUCUUUGUGUACAAAAUGAAGGGUGUUGUUAGAUUUGAGACUUCACCAAUACUCUCCAAACGUGAAGUGAAUUGGAGUGAACGUUUUUCAAGUGUUGAUACUAAUGAAAGUGUUGUUGCUCCUACAUGCAAAUGUGGAAAAAAGUGCAUUUUAUACAUCUCAAAGACGUCUAAGAACCCUAAUACACCCAUCUUUAGGUGUCCCUAUUUUAAGCAACACAAUAGGCCACAUUGCAACUACUUCAUGCAGAAGGAUAAAUUUAUUGAGUCACAAACCACAAUGAUUGGGAUGCAGUCAAAAGCCACAAUAGUUGAGUUGCUUGAAGCUAGGAUUAAUGAAAUGGAGAAAGAUGUGAAAAUUAUGAAAUUUAAGAUAGAGAAUGAUAUCGAAGCUAAAAUCAUCCAAUUGGAGAGAGAUAUAGAAGUCAAAAUUAAUCAAUUUGAGAGGGAUAUAGAAAUGGCUAAAACACAAAUAAUUCAAAUGCAAGUGAGAAUGGAAGAAGGAAAAAAUUGGAAAAGAUGUGUAAAAGCAGUAGGGGUUGUGAUUGUGAUUUGGUUAUAUCCUUUUGUGUUUGGGAGUAGAAAAAGAUUAUGCAAGUAAUCUCUGAAGUUAAAUUUAGGUGUAUUUAUUUUGGUGUGAUGUUGUAUUUUGAGUUUGUAAUAAAUUGUGUUAAUUUUAUUCUUAAAAUCUAGCCCAAUGGGAAAUACUAAUAUGGUAAGGUUGAAUAUUUUAUUUAUGUUCGAAUCUAAAUUGUUGCAAUUAAGUAUGCGUUUUAGGAA